This is a messenger RNA of Etheostoma spectabile (orangethroat darter), 2166 nucleotides long. RefSeq names its product SH3-domain binding protein 5b (BTK-associated) (gene sh3bp5b). NCBI's taxonomy places the organism in Eukaryota, Metazoa, Chordata, Actinopteri, Perciformes, Percidae. Gene Ontology annotation, cellular component: cytoplasm. The transcript has 9 exons. Bases 274 to 1650 code for a protein of 458 amino acids. Gene Ontology annotation, biological process: intracellular signal transduction. The record is from RefSeq and is a predicted model, not a curated record. Gene Ontology annotation, molecular function: protein kinase inhibitor activity.
ACUCUACACCGGGGCUCGGUGUCAGUGUGGAGGGAGCGCUGAGCGGGGAGAGACGCUGCUGCUGCUCGGCUCCUGGGUGGAUACAAGCAGAGAUGUGCCUCUUCGAGAAAUACCGCUUUUAAAAUAAAUUACAAGUAGAGAUAUAAAGUAAGGCUCGUGAAUCCGACGUGUGGUGACCCGGGCUGAGACAGACGAGUCUGUGGUCUCUUUGAGUCCCGUAGAAACGUCUCUUUGUUCGGGUUGUUAACGAGAUAUCUGCCCUUCACCUUCAACAUGGAUAAUUCAGAGAAGGAGCUCAGGACGGACGACGACGAGGCGGAAUAUGAAGACGAGGAGGUGGACCCCAGAGUCCAGGGUGAGCUGGAGAAACUCAACCAGUCCACCGACGACAUCAACAGAUGUGAGACGGAGCUGGAGGACGCGAGGCAAAAGUUCCGCUCGGUUCUGGUUGAGGCCACGGUGAAGCUGGACGAACUUGUGAAGAAGCUCGGCAAGGCUGUGGAGGAGUCCAAACCUUACUGGGAGGCCCGCAGGUUGGCCAGGCAGGCCCAGCUGGAGGCCCAGAAGGCCACCCAGGACUUCCAGAGAGCCACAGAGAUCCUGCGGGCGGCCAAGGAGACCAUCUCCCUGGCUGAGCAGAGGCUUCUGGAGGAGGACAGCCGGCAGUUUGACUCCGCCUGGCAGGAGAUGCUGAACCACGCCACCCAGCGGGUGAUGGAGGCGGAGAACACAAAGACGAGAAGCGAGCUGGUGCACAAGGAGACGGCGGCCAAAUAUACGGCAGCAAUCAGCCGCAUGAAGCAGCUGGAGAAAAAACUCAAGCGCACUAUCAACAAGUCAAAGCCCUACUUUGAGAUGAAGGCAAAGUACUACCUGCAGCUGGAGAACCUGAAGAAGAACGUGGACGAGCGGCAGUCCAAGCUGUCUCAGGCCAAAGGCGAGUAUAAGACGGCGCUCAGGAACUUGGAGAUGAUCUCCGACGAGAUCCACGAGCGGCGGCGGAGCUCCACGAUGGGCCCCCGGGGCCGCGGCGUGGGCGCCGAGGGGGACAGCGUUUCUGGGGACGACAUCUCCAGUAUGAAGAUGGAGUCAGACGGAAUAUCCAUGGCGUCUGUGUGUUUCGAUGACGAGGCCUGUGGCGGCAGCAGCAUCAUGUCGGAGGAAGACUCCGAGACUCGCUCCACCUGCAGCCUGGGUUCAUCUCCCAGCAGCCCCCAGGAGCUCCUGUCGCCCUGCCCCUUCACCAGCUCCUCCUCUUCCUCCUGCACAUCGUCCUCUGCGUCCCCCACUCCCUCCCCCUCCCCGUCCCCUCUGUCGAGGCCCUGCAGCCUGGACCUGCCCAGCACCGUGUCGCUGUCCGACUUCGGCCUCAUCUCGCCGGUGCUCGGGCCUCGCAGCGAAUGCAGCGGAGCGUCGUCGCCAGAAUGUGACCUGGAGAGAGGUGACCGGGCAGAAGGUGCAGAAGGGGAUCUGGACAACGCCCCGGCCUCCAACAACAACAACUCCACAACAAGCACAAAGAAGAGCUUCAGCCUGGAGGCACACUUCAGCUUCCUCAACCUGCGCCGCCCCCGCACCGACAAAAACACAAACAACUGUUCCCAGAAGCCAGCAGCCGGGCAGACUCUGGUCUUGGUCAAAGGAGUCUGAGGACCAAAAAGAGAAUUUUGACCCAAACUUUCCGAUAAACAGCUGUGUAUAAGCUACCUGCCACAACUGCACUCCAUUUAGAAAGAGAGACGUUGAAUGUCACAGUUGGUGUAUAUAAAGUUUCCUGUACAUCUUGGCAAGUGUUGUUGCUCCCAUUUCCUUUACGAAGUACACUGGACCUUUUGGACUCAUUCCUGAGAAAAAGAGCACUGUUGUUUGUGUUUCAAAUGUAUCGGUUAAGGGGGAUGGAAUAAAAAGAUGGUUAGAAUUUAUUCAUUUUAUUUCAUCAUAUUUUUUUUAUUUUUCCACUAAAAGCUGGAAAGGCUUCUGUCACAAAAGCAUAAGUACAUGCCUGUAGCUGCCUGAGAACGGCCUUUGACUUUAAAUGGGUUGGUAUAACUGUUUAUUAAAAUUGAGAAUGAAUUACUGUUAAAUAGCACUUGGCAUAUUGUAAACCAUGCAGAGAUGUUAAAGGAAUUUAAUGUGAAAAUGUUCAAUAAAUAAGUGGUCUCUUAA